Messenger RNA from Cylicocyclus nassatus, 742 nucleotides. The record is from the annotation of a GenBank genome assembly. Lineage: Eukaryota; Metazoa; Nematoda; Chromadorea; Rhabditida; Strongylidae.
AUAGCUGGCGCGAAAAUUGGAGAGGUCUCAAAAACAAGCCCAUAUGUAUCGUGUCCCUCUUCAACCCUCGAACGAAUAGUCAAGGCAGCCGUGAAAGAAGUGGGUAAAUCACUCAGAGCCAUGGACAUAAUUCAAGCGAUAUUGGUGUGGGCUUCUGAUAAUCCCACUAAUCAGACGCCUGCACUGCUGCUAAGAGAAAUUCCCAUUGAUGACUUACUGGAUGAAGAAGUUGAUGUACUGCGUGAUAUUGCCAAUGAGUACGAUCUUGAACAACUGGCUGAUGAGAUUUUCAACCUGCACUACAGCGUAAAAUUACUGCCAAUUUCUCGGAUAGAUUUCGUAUCUGAGAAAGUCGUAGAAUUCGCUGAGAACGACAGGCCAAUCCGAGGAUGCAGAAGAGAACAUCGAUUGACAGCUGGUAAAAAUGUACUGGACACGGAAAACAAUCAGGAAAAUAUUCUUGCCAGCGAACAACAGGCAGGUGUGAGAGCGGAGAUGACAGCAGAAGAUCGCCAAGCUCUGUCGAACAUAGUUGGGACUUCGAAAAUCCAUUUCGGCACUAUACCUCUCGAGAAAACUUGCAACGAUUUACGAAUUGAGAUCAUCUACCAAGGAUCUAGAGAAGCAGCCAGAGACGAUCCAGUCAAGCUUUACUUUGAUGUCGAAGUCGAUGCACCAAACUAGAGCCAAGAAAUUCAUCUAACAAUUUUUCGAGUAAAAGUUUUACCAUACUGAUUCCCAC